Messenger RNA from Rattus rattus (black rat), 2927 nucleotides. RefSeq names its product fermitin family member 1 (gene Fermt1). The coding region runs from base 16 to 2049 and encodes 677 amino acids. The transcript has 14 exons. Gene Ontology annotation, molecular function: integrin binding. Gene Ontology annotation, biological process: cell-matrix adhesion; integrin-mediated signaling pathway. Gene Ontology annotation, cellular component: focal adhesion. NCBI's taxonomy places the organism in Eukaryota, Metazoa, Chordata, Mammalia, Rodentia, Muridae. The record is from RefSeq and is a predicted model, not a curated record.
CCUGCCUGGACCACAAUGCUGUCAUCAGGUGACUUUACAUCUGCAUCCUGGGAGCUUGUGGUCCGAGUUGACCAUGCAAAUGAAGAGCAGCAGACAGACGUCACGCUGAGGGUGUCUGGGGACCUGCAUAUUGGGGGAGUGAUGCUCAAGCUGGUGGAACAGAUGAACAUAGCCCAAGACUGGUCAGACUUUGCUCUGUGGUGGGAGCAGAAGCGCUGCUGGCUUCUGAAAACGCACUGGACCCUGGACAAGUGUGGAGUCCAGGCCGACGCCAAGCUUCUCUUCACCCCUCAGCACAAGAUGCUUCGCCUUCGACUGCCCAACACCAGGACAGUGCGGCUUCGAGUCAGCUUUUCUGCUGUGGUGUUUAAGGCUGUAGCUGACAUCUGCAAAGUACUGAAUAUCAGAAGACCAGAAGAACUCUCAUUGUUAAAGCCUUCUGGUGACUAUUGUAAAAAGAAAAAGAAAAAAGAAAAAAAUAGUAAAGAGCCAGUGAUUGAAGACAUCCUGAACCUGGAAAGUUCUUCAACAAGCUCAGGUUCCCCAGUAAGCCCUGGCUUGUACAGUAAGACCAUGACACCCACAUAUGACCCCAUCAACGGGACACCAGCCUUAUCCACUAUGACUUGGUUUGGUGACAGCCCUUUGACAGAGCAAAACUGCAGUGUUCUGGCCUUCAGCCAACCUCCUCCAUCACCAGAGGUGCUCGCCGAAAUGUUCCAGCCUCGAUCUUUGGUUGACAAAGCCAAGAUGAAUGCAGGCUGGCUGGACUCCUCGAGGUCCCUUAUGGAGCAAAGCAUUCAAGAGGAUGAGCAGCUGCUGUUGAGAUUUAAAUACUACACCUUCUUUGACUUGAAUCCUAAAUAUGAUGCUGUCCGAAUUAACCAACUCUACGAGCAAGCCAGAUGGGCUGUUCUCCUGGAGGAAAUCGACUGCACAGAAGAAGAAAUGUUGAUCUUUGCAGCUCUGCAGUAUCACAUCAGCAAGCUGUCGCUGUGUGCUGAAAUACAGGACUUUGCAACCAAGUCUGAGGUUGAUGAGGUAGAAGCAGCAUUGUCAAGUUUGGAAGUGACCCUCGAAGGCGGGAAGGCGGACAACACUUUGGAGGACAUUACUGACAUCCCUAAACUGGCAGAUUAUCUCAAAUUAUUUAAGCCCAAGAAGCUAAUGUUAAAAGCUUUCAAGCAAUACUGGUUUGUCUUUAAAGACACAUCGAUAGCCUACUUUAAAAAUCAGGAGCUCGAACAAGGAGAGCCAAUAGAGAAGCUGAACAUUAGAGGCUGUGAAAUUGUGCCAGAUGUGAAUGUAGCAGGGAGAAAAUUUGGAAUCAAGUUACUAAUCCCUGUUGCUGACGGAAUGAAUGAAGUGUAUUUGAGAUGUGACCAUGAGGAUCAAUAUGCCCGGUGGAUGGCUGCGUGCAUCUUGGCCUCGAAGGGUAAAACCAUGGCAGACAGCUCCUACCAGCCAGAGGUCGUCAGCAUCCUUUCAUUUCUCAAGAUGAAAAACCGGAACUCGUCACCUCUGGUGGCUUCCAGUCUGGAAAGCAUGGAUAUGAACCCAGAGUGCUUAGUAUCGCCCCGCUGUGCAAAGAAGCACAAGUCUAAACAGCUGGCGGCCCGGAUCCUGGAAGCUCACCACAACGUAGCCCAGAUGCCUCUGGUCGAAGCCAAACUGCAGUUCAUCCAGGCAUGGCAGUCCUUACCUGAGUUCGGCCUCACUUACUACCUUGUCAGAUUUAAAGGAAGCAAGAAAGAUGACAUCCUGGGAGUUUCAUACAACAGGCUGAUUAGAAUCGAUGCAGUCACUGGGAUACCAAUUACAACGUGGAGAUUUGCCAACAUGAAGCAGUGGAAUGUCAACUGGGAAAUCCGGCAGGUGGCAAUCGAGUUUGACCAAAAUGUCUCCAUUGCGUUCACCUGCCUAAGUGCAGGUUGCAAGAUUGUACACGAGUACAUUGGUGGCUACAUCUUCCUGUCCACACGAUCCAAGGAUCAAAAUGAAACGCUCGACGAGGACCUCUUUCACAAACUGACUGGCGGUCAGGACUGAAGUGAAGCAGGGCUACCUGGCCUACCUGGACCUAGGAAUCCCUUCCUGGACGAAGAGGAUCCGUGGCUUUCCCUGUGUGUAGCUUUCAGACCCACACAAUGUAUGCUUACCAUCAGACGCCCAGGUCCUUGCCUCGUCUGAGCACACUGAACACACCCCUCGCCUUACUUUGCCUCCCAUUGCCAGCAGUAGACUGGGCUCCUGCUGCGCUUCCUGUAAAGUGGGUGGGGAACGAGAGGCCUGGUACUUACUCUGUGGAUGCUCUAAGGCCAGCAUGGCUUUCCAGCUCUGUGGCUUUGCAGGCACACCUAACCAACAGCUGACCUGCUUAUAUGCCUCACGGUAAGUCAGCAGUGAGAAGAGCUAGGUAAAAGCGAUGUGUAGUGAGUACAAAUCUCAUUCCGUACAUUCAGGUCCUUCUUAACAAAACUGAGCGUAGCUCUCAUCUUGCCAAAAUGGCAGCAGGAGUCUCAUCGCCUUUUUUCUUUAGAGGUCAGAGAGAUGAGUGGGGAGGAGCAGGUUACAGUGGUCUUCAGCAUCAUCAGUUUACGGUGACUGUCACAUCUGUUAAGGUGACCACUCACCGUCUGGUCUAAUCAUCGGUCCUCAUAGUAUUGCUGACAUGAGAGGCUCCAUUCCUAGGGCAUCCCACAGACACAGUGAAGUCCUUCUUAAAGACACAGGGAUACCUGGGAGCCCAUUCUUAGCCAAGAUCCAUGACUCAGUCGAUUUGAUUCUGGACUGGGUCUCAAGAAAACAGACCCAGCACUCUGUUAAUCAAAAGCACCUUUAAGGAGCUGGAAAGAUAGCUUAGCAGUUAAGAGGGCUUGCUGCUCUUGCAGGGGACCUCAACUGAGUUCCAAGUACCUGGCUUUAAG